This is a messenger RNA of Acinonyx jubatus (cheetah), 930 nucleotides long. RefSeq names its product olfactory receptor 8G5-like. The record is from RefSeq and is a predicted model, not a curated record. Lineage: Eukaryota; Metazoa; Chordata; Mammalia; Carnivora; Felidae. Gene Ontology annotation, biological process: sensory perception of smell; G protein-coupled receptor signaling pathway. Gene Ontology annotation, molecular function: olfactory receptor activity; odorant binding; G protein-coupled receptor activity. Gene Ontology annotation, cellular component: membrane.
AUGGCAGCAGAAAAUCUUUCCACAGUGACUGCGUUUAUCCUCACUGGGCUAACACAACAGCCAGAACUCCAGCUGCCCCUUUUCUUUCUCUUCCUAGGAGUCUAUGUGGUCACAGUGGUGGGGAACUUGGUCAUGAUCACACUGAUAGGGCUCAGUGCUCACCUACACACCCCCAUGUACUACUUCCUCAGUAAUUUGUCCUUCAUUGAUCUCUGCCAUUCCACUGUCAUUACCCCCAAAAUGCUAGUGAACUUUGACAGAGAUGAACACAUCUCCUACUCUGAAUGCAUAACUCAGCUCUAUUUCUUCCUUGUUUUUGCUAUCUCAGAAUGUUACAUGUUAGCUGCAAUGGCAUACGAUCGCUAUGUUGCCAUCUGUAGCCCCCUGCUUUAUAAUAUCAACAUGUCCCAUCAGGCUUGUUUCUCCCUGAUUUGGGGAGUGUAUAUUAUAGCCCUGGUUUGUGCAUUUGUUCAUACAGGCUGCUUGUUUAGGGUUCACUUCUGCAAAUUCGCUGUGAUCAACCAUUAUUUCUGUGAUCUUCUUUCCCUCUUAAAGCUCUCCUGUUCUAGCACCCACGUCAAUGAAUUACUGAUUCUAGUCUUUAGUGCAAUUAAUAUCCUCGCCAGCCUCAUGAUUCUUAGCUCCUACAUCUUCAUCAUGGCCAGCAUCCUCCGCAUCCGCUCCACCGAGGGCAGGUGCAAAGCCUUCAGCACCUGCAGCUCCCACAUCUCCGCUGCUGCUGUUUUCUUUGGAUCCGCUGCGUUCAUGUACCUGCAGCCAUCAUCUGUGAGCUCCCUAGACCGAGGAAAAGUGUCUUCUGUGUUUUAUACUAUUGUUGUGCCUAUGUUGAAUCCCCUGAUCUACAGCCUGAGGAAUAAAGAUGUCAAUGUCGCACUGAAGAAAAUGCUAGAGAGAAGAAUAUUCUUGUGA